Rhagoletis zephyria (snowberry fruit fly) is the source of this 1343-nucleotide messenger RNA. RefSeq names its product beta Hydroxy acid dehydrogenase 1 (gene Had1). Gene Ontology annotation, molecular function: NAD+ binding; L-gulonate 3-dehydrogenase activity. The record is from RefSeq and is a predicted model, not a curated record. Lineage: Eukaryota; Metazoa; Arthropoda; Insecta; Diptera; Tephritidae. Gene Ontology annotation, biological process: fatty acid metabolic process.
AUUUAAAGGUGCUCUCCAACCAUUGGCUUAUGUCAGACAUGUACAACAGGUCGAACAAUUCACAACGACAGCUGGUGGUGAUUGCUUUUUAUACAUACAAAACAAAUCAGUGCCAGAGUAACUAAAUUGUUUUCAAUUGUUUAAAUACGAAAAUACAUAAUGACAAGCAAAGGCAAAGUUGGCAUUGUGGGCAGUGGCCUUAUUGGACGUUCGUGGUCGAUGUUAUUUGCCUCUGUUGGCUACCAAGUUUUCCUUUACGACAGCGUGUCGACACAAAUUGAAAAUGCAUUGAAGGAAACCGAAAAAGAACUGAAAAACUUGGAAUCCAAAGGUUUGCUACGUGGCAAGCUCAAUGCCACCCAACAGUGUGCACUAAUUUCAGGCACAACUGAUAUCAAGGAGAUGGUAAAAGACGCCAUUUUUAUACAGGAAUGUAUACCAGAACGUUUAGAAUGGAAACAAGCACUCUACAAGCAAUUGGAUGAAAUCGUAGAUGAGAAUACCAUAAUCUCCAGUUCGACGAGUACCUUCCUGCCAUCGUUGUUCUCCAAAGACCUCAAACAUCAAUCAAACAUAAUCGUCUCGCAUCCAGUUAAUCCACCUUACUAUGUACCUCUAGUAGAAGUGGUGCCCGCUCCAUGGACAAAGCCAGAGGUAGUGAAGAAGACGCGCGCCAUUAUGGAAGAAAUUGGACAGAAGCCCGUAGUACUCAGCCGGGAAAUUGAAGGAUUCGUACUAAACCGAAUUCAAUAUGCCAUUCUAAAUGAAACUUGGCGCUUAGUCGACAGCGGCAUCGUCGAUGUCAAGGACGUGGAUAGUGUAAUGUCGGAUGGUUUGGGUAUGCGUUAUGCGUUCUUGGGACCACUUGAAACUGCACACUUGAACGCCGAAGGUAUGACCAAUUACUUCGAACGCUACACCAAUACCAUGUACGCAGUCAGUCAAACCAUGGGUCCCACACCGAAAAUGGAAGGCCCAACAGCCGUGGAGAUUGCCAAACAGUUGGAGGCUAUGGUGCCAUUAGAUAAGCUGCAGGAGCGACGCAAUUAUCGCGACAAUUGUUUAACCCAGUUGAGCAUUCUAAAGAAGAAGCUAAAUGAAUAGAAGAAGCGUUGGAGGAACUAUAAUAAUAUAUAUUUAAAUAAAUGAGGUGGAAUUGUAAUUAAAAUUUUGCAAAUAUUUUAUAAUGAAAAAUAUAAAAUAAGCUUGCUGGUAUUUUGUAGUAACUCUGAUUACAUUUAUUUGACUUGUAAACUCAUUUAACAAUUUUAAUUUAAUUCAAUUUAAAUACACACAUUUUUAUGAAUGCAAAUUUAAUAGCUUAUAAAAGUGCUAUUUAAUAU